Epinephelus fuscoguttatus (brown-marbled grouper) is the source of this 4100-nucleotide messenger RNA. RefSeq lists its product as uncharacterized. Lineage: Eukaryota; Metazoa; Chordata; Actinopteri; Perciformes; Serranidae. Gene Ontology annotation, molecular function: cysteine-type endopeptidase activity. Gene Ontology annotation, biological process: proteolysis; regulation of apoptotic process. The coding region runs from base 765 to 3158 and encodes 797 amino acids. The transcript is spliced from 14 exons. The record is from RefSeq and is a predicted model, not a curated record.
UGCAGUAUUUCAGUAAUAACUCAAUAACAAAAUAAUAAAAAUAAUAAAAUCAUUCAUGCAACAUCAGUAAUAAUAAGUCUUUGUUAUCAAUGCCUAUCGACAGUAUCAGUCAUCAGGACGGUAGUGGUCCGCCUGUUAGCUGUUGAGUUUCUGUGUAAACUAAUUUAAUAAUAGCCUAUUGGACAUUACAGAAUAAAUGCUGUUUUGAUUUUUACAAGCUACUGUCAAUUAAAUAGGUUAUCAUCUAUCAUACAGACCAUUGUUACAACAGAAACUGAUUCAGAUCAGAUCUAUCAGGAUGUAAAUGUUUCUGUGACUUCCUAAUACUGUAUUCUGCCUUGAAAGCUGCUGGAAACUGUCCGACUUGACUGCAGUUUUUUUUUUUUUAUCGCUGCUCCCUGCUACUGCCGUACGGUUAUGGCGGCGUCCUCCUGCUCACACAUGCCACCUGGUGGUUGUUUGGGUACAUUGCAGCUUCUCCUGAAUAACACAAUUAGUCCCCCACUGCAAGACACGUGAUCCCCGCGGGACUCACGUGAGAGUCGUGUGAAUCCCACCAAAUUAGACCAGGACCCAAAAACAAAACAAAACAAAACAAAAAAAUAACCACAGUUAAUACAACAUCCUGUAAUAAAUCCUACCUGCAUGAACGGUGUAAUAUUUUUGUUAAAACUGUUUUUAAAGGUGUUGAUCCAACUUGAUAAUUUUGAAGGAUGUAGGAUGUAGUUUGUGGUGCGUUGAACUGUAUUGCCUUGUACUUGCAGAUGUCUGUAUUAUUUUGUCCAGCCAGUUUAUAUCUAUGUUGCUUCAUAUUCCCUCUUCCAGAUGAGCUCGCCAGAGUGAGGAGAAAAUUUGUGGACAGAAUGUCCAACGUACUGAUUAAGCAGCUCCUGGAAGACCUUUUACAGGAUGGCGUCUUGAAUCAUGGCGAGAAAGAUUCAGUAGUUGAGGAGUACAGCACCACAGCAGACAAGGCACGCGUUCUCAUCGACACAGUGAAGAAGAAAGGAGACGAAGCCAGCAGGAAGCUGAUUGCUCACAUUCACAGCAGAGAUUCAGCACUGUACUCUGAGCUGGGUCUGUCCUGUGUUCAACGUGCUCAUCCUGCUGCAGUGCGACAGAGUGAGCAGGAAUGGUCGAUCACCCUCAACCGUGCCACUGAGUCAUUCUGGAUGGACAAAAUGAAAGAUAACAAUGUUUACCCUGUGGACAAAAAAUCCAUUAAGAACCGUGUGGCCCUGCUGAUCACGAAUAUAAAGUUUACUGAUGAGAAGAUGAACAGAAAUGGAGCUGACAAGGAUGAGGAGAACAUGGAGAAACUGCUCACGGCUUUGGAAUAUGAGGUGGUGAAAUACACAAACCUCACAGGAAAGGCGAUUGAUGAUGCUAUACUUCAGUUCUCUAAACAUCCGAAACUCAAAGAGACAGAUAGUGUGAUAGUGGUCAUCAUGUCUCAUGGGAAACUGGGAAAAGUCCUCGGUGUCGACUGGAAAAAGGGUGAUGAGAAACCAGACGAGUUCCUCAUUGGCAACAUUUACAAACACUUGGGCUCAGAGAAAUGUCCAGCGCUGCUGGACAAACCCAAGAUCAUCAUCAUCCAGGCGUGCAGAGGAGAGGAGGAAGGAUCAGCAUUUGUUAGAGAUGUGGUCAGUGAUGAUGCGUCACAGUCAAAUCUGCCCCCGCCUGCUGAUGAAGACAACUUAGAGGCUGAUACGGUGAAAUGUGUACACAAAGAAAAAGACUUCACUGCUCUUCUGUCCUGCACUCCUGAUACUGUCUCAUAUAGACAAAGAGAUCUGGGGUCUUUUCUCAUCCAGUAUAUUGUUGAGGUAUUUAACACCUUCGCGCAUCAGGAUGACAUUGCGAAACUCUUCAUAAGAGUCAUGCAACGCUUUGUAAAGUUCUCCCCUCGAACUAAAAGACAGAUGCCGACCAAAGUCAGAUGCACUCUGAUAAAGCUCUUCUACUUCUUCCCACUUGACAAUAAGAUGACGUCACACAAUGAUCCUCCUUUGAGUAUGGGGACAACUGGAAGUGAUCUGUUCCCUGAGCAUGACUGGAUUAAACUUGAGCCUGAAGUGAACUGUGGGGAUGCAGACGAUGUUCCAACUUACAGCCUGCAGUCUGAAGCAGGUGCCUUUGAAUGCAGUGUCUCUGGCUUGCGCUGGGUUUGUAAGGAAAAGGUCAGCUUCAAGUACCAGUUUGGCUCUUGGGAGGGGCACUUGGACAGACUGGAAACCAUGCAGUACAUCCCUGGAGGUCCCCUACUGGACAUUACAGUCAUUGCUGGAAAGUUAGAUGAAGCACAUUUGCCACACUGGAUCUGCACAGAAGACAACCCUACAGUUUUAGACAAGUUUGCAGUCCUCCACAUAGAUACAUGUGGAGACAUUGUGGAACAAGUGUCUGAGGUCACAUCAUCCCAUGUCAAGUUGUAUCAGCCAGCUUUCUCUCUAAGAGGAGUCCUGAUGAGAGCCGGCUUCUCCGUGAGAAUUCACUGUAAAGUGUUAAUAUUCAAGACCAUCAGAACAUCCCUCACACUGCAUGUCUAUAUGAUCCCUUGUGAUCCGGCUCUAGAAGAGAAAAUACAGAACAAGGAAUCAUCCAGUGGAUACGAAAUGAUCCAAAAGCCAUACCCAGCAAAAUCCCUGAAAAUGCGUGACUGUUUCACCCUCACAGCUGAUAAGGACACUGCAGAAAUUUACCCUGAGAAAUUAAAGCUCAUAUAUGAAUGGUGUGGCCCAAACUUCUUCGAAGUGUUCAUUGACGAACCUGACAGUAAUUUCCAGCUCGGACUCACACACCAAACAAGUGGACAAGUGUGGACCUGUGCGAUUCGAAAAGAUGACUAUCAAAACACUGGUGAUGUUCCGGUAAUGUCUGAGUUUGCCAGACUGAGGCGUAAACUUGUGGGGAGGGUGUCCGGAGAGCUUAUCAAUCAGCUGCUGGAUGGUCUGUUGGAGGAUGGUGUCUUGAAUGACGGGGAGAAAGACUCGAUACUUCAGGAGAACAGUAACGAUGCAGACAGGGCACGCCGCCUCAUCGACAUGAUACGGAAGAAAGGACGCGAAGCCAGCAGGAAGUUGUUAACUCACCUUCAAAACAGAGACCCUAUGCUUUGUGCUGAGCUGGGGCUGCCCUCUGGCCCACCUGUUUAGUCAGGUAAGGUCUGUCUCAGCAGAGCUGGCCAAUGUUCAUGAGCGAGGGAGGCCUUGAUCUUAUUCAUAUCUCAGUUUAGGGCACAGUGAAAUAUUAUCUUGAACAAUUAUCUGAUGGCACUGAUAUAUAUUUUGGUUUACCUGCAAAGACUGAAGGAGAGAAACCCAAACUCAACCCUGCUGCUGAUACAAAGAAAUGACGAAUGAAGACACUCCUAAUUCAUUAUAUAGUAAAAGUCAUAUCAGGUGACAGACAUGAUCAAUGGUUGAGUUGUUAAUAUGUUAAAUCAACUCUCAAGAACUUGAUCAGUGCUGCACUGAUCAGUAUUUUUGUAUUAAGGGUACCGUGUGUAGGAAUUAGGGGGAUAUAUUGGCAGACAUGGAAUCUAAUUCAUAGAGUAUAAUCACCUGAAACUAAGAAUGGUUGUGUUUUCAUUGCCUGAAUGAGCCAUUUAUAUCUACAUACAGAGUAGGUCCUCUUCCACAGAGUCGUCCAUGUUGUUCUCCAGUCGCCCAGAACAGAGAAACCAAACACAGACUCUCGUCAGGGCCAUUGUGUGUUUGCGUUGGCCACUGUAGUUCUGCUACACGCAACUAAGUGGUGAACACAGUGGAGCAUUGAGCCGCUUAAGAGCUUGAUAUUAGGAGAAGGUUAAGACUAAAACAUAUCUAAAAAGAGAGUAUAAUACUAACACUGGAUUUAUUUCUUGUGUGGACUGAAACUGUGUCUGCUGAUAAUGUGUAAAUGUAGAUGAUAAACAAAAUCAUAUUAUUCACGUGAACAAAAAGGAGGGCAAUUUUUUUGUUGUUGUUAAUUAAGGUCAAUUUUUGGAAGCUCCUUGGAUAUUUACUGAUGGGUCAUUAAGUUUGUCUUUACUAGGUGUGGAAAAAUGUCUGUGAAUGAAAAGAUAACUCAUGUUGUUUCUGGCAUUUGUAUGAAUC